CCUACGCACUUGCACACCACUCACUCUCUCUCUCUCUCUGUCUUUUUCUCUCUCUUCUCGUGGCAUCUUCAUUUCCUCCCUACAUGAGCUUGCUUGAAGAGCAAUAUUAGUGAUAGUUGACAGCAGGCCAGCAAACACAGAAGGGGAGAAAGCACAGAAAUCUAUACUUGCAGUGGACAGAGGAUUUUCCUCUUCUUAAAGGGAUCGCUUCCUCACUACAACUUUGACCUUAAGCCCUAACGUCCCACCUGGAGUGUGAUCUGUUGGGAUGGCAGAGGGUGAUGUGGAUCUGUACCCUCAGGUGUUUGUGGUUGACAGCCAAGCCAACCACGUCUCCAUGCCCAGCGAGAAGAGACCACGCUGGGUGAGAUCAGGACAAAAGUUUCUUCUCCUGCUGAUAGGAUUCGCCCUGUUGGGACUUGUUGUCGAGGGAUGUUUUAUCUACAGUCUUUACAGAAAAACCGAGGACUUGUCCCCCUGUAAGUCUCACCCUCUGUGCAAGAACCAGACCAAUCCUCAAACAUCUGGCGGGCAGGGUGGCACCAUAUUGAGUCAAGUGGGUCCUAAUGAAUCCAAUGAGAUUCCCAUAGUACGACCACAUAUGGAAGACAUCCAACAGAGACCAUUUGCUCAGCUGAUUGGCUCAGACCCUUAUAUUGGAGAGAAUAAUGAAGUGCAGUGGGGAAAUAAAAUUGGCGAAACUGUAAGCCACAACAUGGGCUUUGAAGAAGGCCGGUUGUUGGUCAAGGAGGAUGGCUACUACUACAUUUACUCCAAAGUGACAUUAAAUGUUGCAGAGGAGUGUACUCUUAUCAGCCACAAGGUCAUAAAAGACACCAGUGCCUACGGCGAGGAUAUAGAACUUUUGAAAUCCAAAAGUUACCGCUGCUUCCAGAGACCUACAACCCCACAGUUUACUCACAAGGAGGAUAUCCGGAAUAGUUUUCUGGCUGGCAUCUUCCACCUGAAGAGCGGAGAGAAACUUUAUGUCACAUUGGAAAAUAGCCCUAAAAUGAAUCCGAGACAUACUGAAUAUCUCAUGGGGGCAUUUAUGAUAUAUCCUGGUGGAGUGCUGGAGUAAUAUCCUCUGUCCCUCUUUGUGAACAGAUUAUAUGUCUCUGUACUAUUAAUGUACACCCUAUGUUGUGGUUAGAUACUGUACAUAAUUGUACGCGUCUAAUAUAAGGGUCUAUAUGAUCUAAAUUGUACUGUACUAUGCAAUUGAAUCCCUUAUGAAACAGCAACAACUGGUUGUGAGAUCAUAAAAAAGUAUCUGAUGUUCAGGUUUAUAAUCUUACUUGUUGAUUUCUUGCAGUUUUUUAUUACUUUUUUAUUAUUUUUUCAAAGAAAUACUUUGAAAAGUAGUAGACAAGAACUAUGCUCACAUGCAUUACAAAAAAUCACGACAAUAGCAUCAUGGGUAAGGGGGUUACAGUGUCAAUUCAAUUUGACGCCUGCACAUGGCAUUGUAUUAAUAUAUGAUUGACUUCAAUACAAAGAUAUACUUUCACUAUUAAUAAAUAAAUAAACAAAUGUAUUUUAUUUUCCUCCAGUUCUAAAUUAACUUUCUCCAUUUUCUCUUAACUUGUGCUUUACUUAACUACAUGAUCUGAGUACUUCAGACAGUCAGAAAGUCCUCCAGCCAUCACUUUAAAUUACAGCAGUUGGGCUUUCUGACUUUCCAGUAGGAGGAGGCAUUAAGUUGAGAGGCAUGCUAGGACUAUGAGUUUUAUUACAAAUUUAGAUUGGAUGCCAUUAGGCGAAGAUCCCAGCAAGCAUGUACAACAGGCUGAACAAGCUGGUGAGGAAGGCUAGCUCUGUAGUUGGAGUUAAACUGGACAAUCUGGGGGAGGUGGCUGAGGGAAGGACGAGGAGGAAACUGGACAGCAUCCUGGAUAACCCCUCCCACCCACUCCAUGCAGAGCUAGUGAAGAUGAGGAGUACAUUCAGCCACAGACUCAUCCCACCUCGGCACAGAACUAAUCGCCUGGGAAACUCCUUUUUGUCUGUAGCCAUUAGGCUGCACAACAAGGGGUUAACCAUGUAACUCACUGAACAAUAACCCGGACUGCACAUAAAGCCUGCACUUUUGCACAAAACCGACUUUGACUUGCAAUACGGACUUCAAAUGUAUAUAUGCCCAACUCACUUCUAAUUAUUUUCUGUUCUAACAGUUUGUUUUAAAACCGUUACUUAUUCUGUUUAUCAUUUUUAUAAUUCUUUAUUUUUUUCUCAUAUCCUGUGUGAAUCUGUGCUAUUUUUUCUCUACUCAAUCUGUUGCUGUGUAAAUGAUUGAAUUUCCCCAUGGGGAUUAAUAAAGGUACAUCUUAUCUUA
Eleginops maclovinus (Patagonian blennie) is the source of this 2335-nucleotide messenger RNA. Its product is annotated as tumor necrosis factor ligand superfamily member 14-like. Gene Ontology annotation, biological process: immune response. Bases 269 to 1081 code for a protein of 270 amino acids. Gene Ontology annotation, cellular component: membrane. The transcript is spliced from 7 exons. NCBI's taxonomy places the organism in Eukaryota, Metazoa, Chordata, Actinopteri, Perciformes, Eleginopidae. Gene Ontology annotation, molecular function: tumor necrosis factor receptor binding. The record is from RefSeq and is a predicted model, not a curated record.